Molecule: messenger RNA, 2366 nt
Organism: Linum trigynum
Lineage: Eukaryota; Viridiplantae; Streptophyta; Magnoliopsida; Malpighiales; Linaceae
Source: the annotation of a GenBank genome assembly
CGCCAUAUUUUUCUCUUAAUGUCUCACUAAUCUAAUGCAUUCUUCGACUUAAAGUUUAGACAUAUAUUUAAUAUAGCUAUGAUUCACGUAAUUUUUUUUCUUGUGUACAAUUUUAAAAGAAUAUCAUAUUAUGGAUGCGUUCAUUUGUAACCUUUUUAGCCUAUUUCAACAAAUGUCGUGAAAAAAACUAGACAUAAGUUGAAGUAAAUCAAGUUUUAUUAAAAUUCAAACAAUAUUUGUGAAUUUUGAUACCUUUCACCUCGAUUUAUUCGUUUGAAUUUUUAAUUUGUUAUAAAAUAUUUUUAUGAUGUAGAAUAAUUACAUAUUUUGUGUUGGGUUGGGUUUUUACUUAAAAAUAUCGCCAACCCGAACCAACCCAAUUAGAAGCAAACCGUAGGGUUUAGAUUUUUUGGGUGGGUUUGGGUUUAAUAUUUCCCAAACCGUAGUGCAUGGGUCGGGUGAUUAAAAUGUCUAAACCCGGACCACCCGACCCAUGUACACCCCUACAAGAGAGUCAAACAGAGGAGUCAAGUAAAGCGCGGGAGUCGACCAAUAGUCGAACUCUCGAUGAGAGGGUUUUAAAGCGCGGGAGUCAACCAAUAGUUGAAACUUGAAUUGGUGGCAGGGAUGGUAGCAGAUCGACACAAAGUCAAGUUUAGAAUUUUAAAAUUUUUCUUAUAUUUGAUUGGAUUUUUGGUAUCAAUCUGUAGAUAAUAAUUUCUUUUUGUUAUAUUAACCAACACGUUAACAUUCUUCGCAAGUAUAUUAAGAUUACAUAAGUGAAAAGGUACGAUAAUUAAUCAUUAUAAUAAAAAAAAUUAGUUUAAAAACAAUACUAUUUCAUGAAAAUACUUUAUAUCAUUUGAGUUUAUUUUAUUUAUCGGAUUGUGUCGGAAUCGAACCGGUUAAUUUAUCCUUGUGGAUAUUUUGUAGUAAAAGUUCCCGAUAAAUAUUAGUGGAAAAUAUCCUAUAUUCUUAAUUGUUUCCACUUUCCCCCUUGAUCUCCGUAAUCUAAUCUAAGUGGUAUGAUAGUUGAUACAGACAGUGUAGAUAAAUAUGUGGAUAGAAGGAGAUGAGAUGGCAGAUACUUCAAAAUCCUUUGCAGCCUCCUCAUUGGCUACUUCCUCCUUCAACAUCACACUCCUCUCUCUUCCCCUCCUUUCUCCGCCACUUGUUUUUCCCCCACCUUUUAUUCUCCAUUUCCCUUCUCAUAUAUAAAACAGAGUCUCUACCCACUUCCAUUCCACAGCUCCAAAUCCCUCUCUCUCAAACGAAACCUCACUUGGUGGCAAACACAGAGCUCAGCAUAGCCUAGCCUAGCCUUCUAGAGCAAGAGCCUCGUUUGAACCAUGGCUGCUUCCACGAUUAUGGCUGCCUCCAAUACCGUGUUGAAGCCAUCUCCAUUUCUAGGACAGAGGGGCCAAAAUGCCAACCCUCUUAGAGAUGUGGUCGCCAUGGGCAAUGCCAAGUACAUCAUGGGAAAUGAUUUGUGGUAUGGACCAGACAGAGUGAAGUACUUGGGACCCUUCUCAGCUCAGACUCCUUCCUAUCUAACUGGGGAAUUCCCUGGUGAUUAUGGCUGGGACACUGCUGGUUUGUCUGCUGAUCCUGAGGCCUUCGCCAGAAACAGGGCUCUUGAGGUUAUCCAUGGAAGGUGGGCUAUGCUGGGAGCCUUGGGCUGCAUCACCCCAGAAGUUCUGGAGAAAUGGGUGAGUGUGGACUUCAAGGAGCCAGUUUGGUUCAAGGCAGGGGCCCAAAUCUUCUCAGAAGGUGGGCUGGACUAUCUGGGGAACCCAAACCUGGUCCAUGCUCAGAGUAUCCUUGCUGUGCUAGGAUUCCAGGUCGUCCUCAUGGGACUCGUGGAAGGAUUCCGCAUCAAUGGCUUGCCUGGUGUUGGAGAAGGGAAUGAGCUUUACCCUGGUGGCCAGUACUUCGACCCGCUGGGGCUCGCUGACGAUCCGGUCACUUUCGCUGAGCUCAAGGUGAAAGAGAUCAAGAAUGGUAGGCUUGCCAUGUUCUCCAUGUUUGGUUUCUUUGUUCAGGCUAUUGUCACUGGGAAAGGUCCCUUGGAGAAUCUCUUGGACCAUCUUGAUGACCCUGUUGCCAACAAUGCUUGGGUCUUUGCCACCAAAUUUGUCCCUGGAUCAUAAAGAUACAGCAAACCAAUUUGCCCUAGAUUCCCCUGCCACUUGUAGAAUGGAAGGAAAGGAACUUUGAACACCUUUUGUUUGUAAUCUUUGCCUAUGGAGGUUUGAUGUAAAUUGAAACAACUUUUCUGCCAAUUCCUUUCCUUCUUCUAUUUGCAUUCCAAAUGGCAAGAUGAUAAGAUGACAAAGACGGAAUAUGGGAACUUUUCAUCUUUCAUU